Daldinia vernicosa is the source of this 3282-nucleotide messenger RNA. Its product is annotated as actin-related protein, ARP5 class. Gene Ontology annotation, cellular component: cytoplasm; Ino80 complex. The transcript is spliced from 4 exons. Gene Ontology annotation, biological process: regulation of DNA-templated transcription. The record is from RefSeq and is a predicted model, not a curated record. Bases 295 to 2556 code for a protein of 753 amino acids. Lineage: Eukaryota; Fungi; Ascomycota; Sordariomycetes; Xylariales; Hypoxylaceae.
GGGCGGUAUCUUUACUUGUCAGCCUCGUACCUUCGGACAAGAGAAUCUACCUACCUAGAAACAAUUUUACAUUUCAUUCAACUUUCAUACCAUUUCAUACCACCGGAUAGAUAAAACGCACGCCUCGCAAAUUUCGUCAAUUGAUUAAAUUUUACUCUUUAUUUCUAACCCUAUAGACGAAAACCCCCCGAUUCAAAAGAUAAUCUUCAGAUUCAAAUACACCAUCAUCCACAUUAACUUUAACAUGCGAUACGCUGGCUCUUUAUAAAUACCAAAGCUGCGUAUUCCAAUAACAUGGCGCCGUCAGCGAUCGACCUUCCAGCACUUCCUGUGCGACAGGAAAAGACUUAUCCCCCGGCUCGAAUUUACAAUGUAAAGGAAACCAAGUUCGAGAAGCCUACUUCUCCCCAACCAGAUGGUCGCGAGCAGGCUCUAGCGAAACCUCCUGGCAGCGUCGCCAUCGUUAUCGACAAUGGCUCAUCCGCCGUUAGAGCUGGGUGGUCAUUCGAAUCGAACCCGAGAUUCAGUAUCCCACCUAUCAUGGCCAAAUACAGAGACAGAAAGCUAGGCAAGACCUAUUCGUUCGCUGGCUACGAUUGUUACUCCGACACAACAGCCCGAGGGCAUAUCAGAAACGCCUUUGAAGCUGGAACCGGAAUCGUCAGCAACUGGGACGUAGAAGAACACGUACUCGACUGGACCUUUCUAAAGCUAGGCAUGAACAACGCCGAUGGAGCUAUCGACGUACCCAUUGUCAUGACUGAGGCAGUAGCAAACUUGCCCUAUUCCCGAAAAUCUAUGAACGAAAUCAUAUUUGAGUGUUACCAGGCCCCUUCACUGGCCACGGGCAUCGACUCUCUCUUUUCCUAUCGCUACAAUAAAGGACGGACGGGAUUAGUUGUCUCUUCCUCUUAUAGUUCUACACAUGUCAUUCCCGUUUUCGACUCGAAGGCCAUGCUAGCUCAGGCUAUACGACUCAAUUGGGGAGGAUGGCACGCCGCGGAAUACUUACUCAAACUCAUUCGUCUGAAAUACCCGUCAUUCCCAGGGAAGCUCAACGCAUCACAGGCUGAGCAUAUGAUAAGGGAUCACUGUUAUAUAUCGAAAUCAUAUGACGAAGAACUACGGUCGUACCUAGAUUGGACAGGAUUAGAAGACCGAGAUAUUGUGAUCCAGUACCCGUUUACAGAAGAGGUGAUAGUCCAGAAGAGCGAGGAAGAGCUCGCUCGGAUAGCUGAGCGAAAGAAAGAAAGCGGGCGACGGUUGCAGGAACAAGCAGCUAAAAUGCGCCUGGAGAAACUAAUGCGGAAAGAGGAGGAACUGGAUUACUACAAGAAAUUACAGGAGAAGAUUAAUAAUUCAAAUAAGAAGGACGCAAAACGCCUUCUUGAUGCAGAAGAUAUGAAAGAUGAGCAACAACUUGAGCGCACUAUCAAGGAAUUAGACAAGUCGAUCAAGCGCGCCCGGACGAAGGAUGUGGGUGGCGAUCCUGAGGAAGAGCAGGAAGCACCCGAUUUCAGCCUUCUCGAAGUACCCGAUGACCAGCUUGACGAAGCUGGUCUGAAGGCGAAACGGCACCAACGUCUUCUGAAAUCUAAUCACGAAGCACGGGCGCGUGCGAAAGCCGAGAAGGAAGCCGAAAAAGCGCGCGUUGCGGAGGAAGAACGGGCAGACAGAGAACGCCGCGAGAACGAUCUAGAGGGAUGGCUAGAAGAGAAACGCGUGGCCCGAAACCUUACGUUACAGAAGAUGAAGGAACGGGAUCGCCUAAAGGCUGACCUAGGAAACCGCAAAUCCUUGGCUUCUCAAAUCCGUAUGAAGUCAAUCGCAAAUCUAGCCUCAGAUAAUCCUCGAGGGAAGCGCCGACGCGGUAACGACGACGAUAACUUCGGCGCGAACGACGACGACUGGGGCGUAUACAGGCAAAUUCAAGUGGGCGAAGGCGGUAGUGAUGACGAAGAGGGUGAAGAGGAUCUUGAAGGAACUCUUAAAACACUAGAAGAAGACUUGCUUCGCUACGAUGAGGGAUUCACGCAUGAACACACGUGGGAAGCACAGAAUGAUUGGAAUAAGAGUCUUCUACAUGCAUUUAUGCGCGGACCACGACCCUUCAAUCCUUCCUCCCAGGCAGAAAUCCACCAGAUACAUCUCAACGUCGAGCGUAUACGAGUACCGGAGGUCGUCUUCCAACCCUCCAUCGCUGGGGUUGACCAGGCGGGGCUUGUCGAGAUCGCAGGCGACAUACUUACCCAGCGACUCGGGGGUAUACCGGGUCUAAACCGAAACGACUUCCUAAAUGACAUCUUCUUAACUGGUGGUAACACGCUCUUCGAGGGCUUCGACGACCGUCUCCGCCAGGGCUUAACCCCGUUGCUCCCCGUAGACUCGCCGCUUAAGAUUCGUCGCGCCGGCGACGCAAUACUUGACGCUUGGAGGGGUGCGGCUCAAUGGGUGGGAACACCCAGUUGGAAAUCAUCUUUAGUGACGAAGGCAGAGUAUCAGGAGAAGGGGCAUGAUUACAUAAAGGAGCACGAUAUGGGAAACUCUUACUCUUGAGAGCUUAGUCGCCGUUACACAAGCACGGCGUUCUUUACUGCAAUCGACCUAGACGCGCUCGAGGUAACCCUCCCCUCCCCUAUUAGUUUCGGAGCGUGUGCAACACACAACACACGACGCGGCACGUGGGUAUAUCACGGCAGUAACGAAUUGCUUACUCACUUUAUCUACAUUCGCCCCCUUUUCUGCAAUGCCACGGGAGAUACGUAGGUACUUGGAUGAAGCGAGAGGCAUGUAUGGACCUAUGUAUGUAUAAUAUUAUCAGACUCAAUAACAGGCGGCGAUACUAGGUUAGUCAGUUAUUCCUACCUAGUUAGGUGUCACAACUAGGACCGGGAAGACGGAGAGGAUAAGGAUGAUGAUGGGCAGAUGCGUAAUCACUUGUGGUCUUGGCACUUCACAACAUUAGCUACAGGUAUCUAUGCCAUAUUACCAUAUUACCAUAUGCCCUCUUCCUUCGGGCUUGCACUUGCGCCCUGUACCACGCGAGCGGGCAAGGAUGGAUACCCUCAGUACCUACCUAUCUUAUCUUACCUUACCUAUUAUACAAAACAAACAGACACAACAGAUACAUACUACGUUAGCAGGCACGUCCUUUGAUGACGACGACGACAACGGUGGACAGGGUAGGAUAAAGUAGGGUAAUAAUAUGUUAAGCAUACACACAUAGGUAGCUAUGGUACGGUACAUAAGCGCAAUGCCAAAGAAAUGUAAAAUAAAAUAAAA